UAUACAUUAUUUGUUCAGGUGAAAAUAAAAGAAUCAUGUAGUGAAAAAGUAAAUUUGAUGCUCGAUUGGUUGUCAUUCGUAGCAGUUGGUCCAAGUUGGUCCUAACCUCUUGAUAAUUGCAAUUAUAGUUAAUAGAUAUUCCACUAUAAUCAUGUUCGAUAGAAGAAGCAAGUACGCAUCCUCGGCUAGAGACAGAACGCCAUCGGUGAUGGGUGAUACUGCGAGAAGUCAUCGCGAAAAUUUCGUCUCUGAAUUCUUAAAGUACUCGGAGGAAUACAAUGUUCAGCCGUUACCUAGGUUUGCCAUCAGAAGCGACGUGGACGUUCGAAUUUCGAGUGCUUUGUCUCGGCUGACAAUGAGCGAAAAAACCUUGGACGACGGAUCUCCCAUCUUUUAUUUAACGUACGAAAAUAGAAAACAAGACGCGCCGAAAAAAAUCGAGAGCAAAGAUGAGUAUCACGGGAAACAAUUUUUAUUCUUUAUCGUGGUAAUAUGAUUGUUCCAAUUAAUUUUUCAUUCGUUGUCUCGUCACACGUCGUGAGGUAUCGAUCUGUAUUUUGGACGCAUUGAACUCGACGAUGAAGAAAUAUAGCACCAUCGCAGUUCUCAAAUUGCCAAAUUGUCGAAUAAACGCGUUUGGCAUAAUGCAGAUAGCAGAUAUGAUGACGAACAUCGGAUGUCUGAGAGAUUUGAAUUUGGACAUGAAUCCAAACACUCAGGAGAAUUUUCAUUUACUUUGCUCGCCACUCGGGAAUCUGUGGUACUUGUCUCUGAAGCUAUGUGAAAUAUCUGACGAUGGAAUGAUGAAGAUUACAAACGAAUUGAGGUAUCAGGAUCCACCGAACAAUCCUAAAUUAAUAAUUUUGAAUUUGGCGAACAAUCAUAUUACGAAAAAUGGAGCGGCUCGCAUUGGUUGCAUGCUUCGGUCAAAUAGAUCAUUAAAGAGUCUAGUCUUACUUGGAAAUCGAAUAUGCGACGAGGGAGCGUCGCUGAUAAUACGAGAGCUUAAAAUAAUUACAUUGACGCACGAAGAGAUCAUGGAUCUUCGUCGUAGGAAAUUCGCUCAAUUGGCGCUGCAGGAAAAACUAGAAAGCGAAGAAAUCAGCAAAACGAUAGACGAAGAACUAUCGACAAAGAGAAAUGGCAAAUCGAGAUCGCGACAGAGUCUAAACAAACGGUCUAGAAAAUCACGUGACUCUUUGAUUAAAACGCUAGAAGGAGGCAGUAUUUUGCAAGAUCUGGAAUCCAGAAAAGAAAUACUUCUGGUAAGCGAGUCGCAUCCUUUCAGAAAUGAGAGUUUUCCGAUCAACGAUUCGAUCAUGGCGACCGGAAACUUGGAACUUCAACACCUGGACUUGGGAUAUAACUAUCUGACGAUCGGUACUUUGAAGAAAUUGAUAGGGUGCUUGCGUUAUCAGAAUUAUAUGUUACUCGGAGACUCGACCAAAGGAAUUUUACACUGCUUUCUGGAGAAUGGAAAUAUCGAAAAGAAAGGUAACGAAGAUUGGUCCACGUAUGAGGAACUCUUGAGGAUGAGACAAGACGGAAACACGUUUGCAAAUGAUACUUUUCGUGAAUUCAUGUCAGAAGAGAUCGAAAUCCUACGUAAAAAUGUCAAGUUAAUAUGUUGAAUGAAUUUAGAAAGGAAAUU
Hylaeus volcanicus is the source of this 1651-nucleotide messenger RNA. RefSeq lists its product as uncharacterized. The transcript is spliced from 12 exons. The coding region runs from base 579 to 1631 and encodes 350 amino acids. The record is from RefSeq and is a predicted model, not a curated record. NCBI's taxonomy places the organism in Eukaryota, Metazoa, Arthropoda, Insecta, Hymenoptera, Colletidae. Gene Ontology annotation, molecular function: protein binding.